AUGCUUUCUACGGACGAGGAAAGUAAAUCAACUUCACUUCUACGGUCGACUAAUAAUGAUCUUCCUUUAGAAGUUAUUUCUUUAACAAAUAUUUCUCCUGUAACUUAUCCAAAUACCAAAACUGACCGUUUAAAGUUCAUAAACCCCAAAACUGGGUUCGUAUCAACCUAUAAAUUACUGGCGACUGCACUUAAAUCAUCCCCUCGUGCAGUGGGUGGUGCUCUACGAGUUAAUCCAUUUGCACCUUCACCUAUACCUUGCCACCGUGUUAUCGCCUCUGAUUUUUUUAUUGGCGGUUUUGAUGGUGUAUGGUUUAAACGUCAGCAUCAAAACAAUGUUAAAAAACGUAAUGGUAAUGAUGAUAUAAUGGAAGAUAAAAUUGGUUGUAAACUUGAUAGAUUAAAAAAAGAAGGGGUUUUUUUUGACAAAGGGGGUUGGUUAGUAGACUGGCAGAGAUCUAAAAAUGUGUUUUCCAAUUUUAAUAUAUAA
Messenger RNA from Cetraspora pellucida, 489 nucleotides. The record is from the annotation of a GenBank genome assembly. Lineage: Eukaryota; Fungi; Glomeromycota; Glomeromycetes; Diversisporales; Gigasporaceae.